CUGGUUUAGAAAAUGAGGUGCAGUGGGGAAAUGUAUUGCAAUGCAUAAAAAGCUAAUUUGUAAAAUCCAGAGUGUAAUAAGAAAGUCCUGUUGCAAAGGCAACAAGCUAGCUGAAGGCUACUUAGCCUAAUAAGCUUAGCAUCUUAUUUGUGGUUGGCAUCUGUUACGGCAGAAGCAAGAUACACAAGUGCACUUAAUCCACUAGUUCAUUUGAAAUGCAACAGAGCUUUUGCAUUACUGGUUUAUGUCCAAAGGGGAGACUGUUGAAGAGAAGAUUAUGCUGCAUGCCUUUGUUAAGGAAUAUACUAAGAAAAUUGGAAUUGUAUAACAGUCAAUAAGUCAACUCUACAAUUUUGGGACUCUUCAUGAUGAGAACUUCCACAGAAAUGACAGCGCCCAACAUCAGCUGAACGUGUAAGUUCCAUUUCAUUUCCCCAUCUAAAUUGAUAAACUGGACAUUUUUGGUAGUGCAGGAAGCUAGGAAGUGGGAGCAAAAAUGGGCUGUACUCCUUCACGUAGCGAUAUUGCUAGCCAUCAUGCCAAACAUGGUAUCCUGCCAAUUAAUUCAGGAAGUGAACACUUCUCACUUUCAUCACUGAUCAAAAACUCCUCUUCCUACGACUUAGAAGAUGUAUGUGAGAAAAAGUCUAGAGUUAAAGAUCACAUUUUGGAAAAUUCAUCAGAUGAGGACAGAAAUACUAAUUUCCAGUCCUCAUUUGAGGAUCCUUCACUACCAGACCUUGACCAAGAAGAGAAAGAAAAGGAAAGGAUAGUUUCAGAGACAGAGGUAGCCAUAUCUGAAUUGAUAGAUUCUGACAAACAUAUGGCAGAGGAUAUUAAGGUCAAAAGGCAAAACUCGUGUGCUUCUGGAGAAAAGGAUUUUACCUUGGAGGAGAAAAAUGAAAGCGGUGAAAAACCAAACUCAAAGAAAGUGAAAAAGCAAAAGAGCAACAGGCAAGGAAAACAAGGCCGUAAUGGCAAAACUAAAGAAAAAUCUAGUCUACCUGUAAGUGUGGCUGAGAAAAAGGUGGAUUUCCCAGAUCUUCUUGUUAAGGCUCAUCAGAAUGCUUAUGGCUAUCUGAAUCCAAACCUUUCCAAAUAUGAGGUCAUUUUGUGCAUGGCCAACCAGGCCACUGAAACACAAUUAAUUGUGCAACAAAUGGUAAGCUUCUUACUUUUUCGUUUUGAUGAAAUCAACCAUCUCUUGGAGGAAAUUGCCCAAGAUGGAGAAAGUUUAUUGAAAGAAGUGGGAGGGAACCUAGCUUGGCCAGCUAGUAAAGGGGACCCAAAAGAGCAACCAGAUCUCUUGCAGCAGUUGCUACAGUACACAGUAAACAAAAUGCAACUGUUAAAUGGAACUGUGGCCUCCUUAACCUCUGAUGCCCUAGAAGAGUCUUAUAGCUUUUUCUUUAAUGCUGGUUGCAAUUUAGAAGAAAAACUGAAAGCCAAACAUGGUUUUGAUGAACGCUUGCUGAGGAUGAUAAAACUCCUUGAAGCAUCUUCAGUUGGACCCUCUCAUCCACACCCUGAUGACAUGACCCUUUAUUCUGAAGACAGUGGAAUAGGUAUUGAUAGCGAAUCAGUCAAGGAUUUGCACUUUGUUGAUAAGCAGGGAAUGCAGGCAAACUGUGACUCUUGUUCACAUGUUCAUCCAUCUGUAAGUCAGACUAAGAAAACAGGAGAAAACCAGUGGCCACCCAAUUCAGUAUUUGCCACUACCAGGUCCCAUGACUGUGCACUGGAAAGACAAUUUAAAGAUAUAUUUUACCCACCUGCCCUUGCCAAGAAUGUGAUCCCAUCUUCAGGGGUAAUGCCAGAAAAUAUAGUUAACCAUCUCCAACAUCAAAACAUCAUCAAACCUCCUCUUAGCUCUGUACAUUGUGGCUUUCCUAAUAAGGGUGACUGUUUUAAAGUGUGCAAAUCACCCAAUGCAUCUUCCACAAACAGUGAUGAUAAUACCUUGUCUGAAGAAGAAGGUGACAAUAUAGGCCUCUCUAAGCCGGGCCCGAAUGCUUUCCCUAAAAGACGAGUAUCUCUACCUGCAACAACAGAUUAUAAACAAAGGCUUUCUACCAAACGACUAGAUAGCCCAGAGAAUGAAGAGAUUAUACUCAAGAUGAAAGAUGCCAUAAGUGAAAAGAUCAAAUUUGUCCCAGGCAAAUCUGGAAAGAAGGAAUGGAUGGAAGAUGAAAAUGGAAAAGGACCACUAAGACCAAGAACAUCAGCUGGGAGUCAGAAGUCUCACAUUAAACAAAAAAGAUCAAGGUCUGAGGAGUCUCUCAAAAGUCAAACUGAGGAUCCAACCCUUCUGGAACUUCAAAGGACUCAAAAAGGACUCAACAAAAGGCUGGAGGUGUUUUACACACUUAAUGGAAACAAAGAAGCACACCAGAAGCUGAUAUACCUGAACCUAAAAGAACCAUCUGACUUGCAAGAUUCUGAGCAUGUUACUCAUAGAUCAUCUACUAAUAAAUUGAAGGCAUCUCUUGCCAAAAACUUCAGUAUAUUGCCAAAUCAAGAUAAGGUGCCUGUGUUUAGGCAUGAUCAAAAUGCCAUUAUUCCAUCACUUGAUGAAUGGAAAUGUAAGAGAGAUCAGAUAUCUAGGAAAGAGAAUGAGGCUCCUGGGACACAGAAGUUAAAUAGUGUCGGUUGUGCUCCACCUCGUAAAUCUGUUAAAACAUUAAUCGAAACCUUCUGUCCUUCUGAUAAUCUUGGGAAACCUGCAAAUUUAAGAACUUUGGGACCAAUAAAAUGCAUCAGAAGGUUUGGACUUACAAGCAUUACGCCUAAUCUCCCUCUUCCUAGAGGGCUUGUGCCUUUAAAUCACAAACACAGAGUUUCACCAUUAGGAGAUAUAAAUUGCCAAAACACCAGUCCAACAAACUGUAUUUUUGGUACAACUGGUUCACCUGAACUUGCAAAUGGAAGUGACACAAAUGAAAAUACCGAUGAUGAUGAUAAUGAUGAUGAUGAUGAUGAUAAUGAUGAUGAUUAUGAUGAUGGCAGUGAUAUGGAAAAUUUGCCACCACCUCCUCCUGAAAUGUUAGCAGACAUCUCACCUCAUUCAACAGGAUAUUCAGAAGAUGGAGGGAUAGUAAAAAGGUCUUCAAAUGUUGUCAAGAAGACAGGCCAAAAAAAUGAACAUUCCAGCACUAAGAAAAGAACUCACAUUUCUCCACGGAUGAAAGCUUCUUUAUGUCCUAUUAACUUGUUACCAAGUAAGAAUCUCAACAAUCCCAAUCUCAUUACCAACAAAGCACCCAAAAGUGCUGAGGUGGAUUCCGUGCCUAGAAAACAUUUUGUGCGGUUGGAAUCUACCUUUACAUCUAGUUACUAUCAAGAGACCCAAUUAGCAUCUGAAAAGGACAAUGAAAUGAAAGAAACUGCAGAUCUAUAUAACCAAUCAUGUAAAAUAAUACCUCUUCAUAACCUAGAAGAAAUGUCAGAACAGAAUGGAAAUGAUGCAGGAAAUAAAGGAUGCAGUGCAUUUUCUGCUUUGGCUCAAAGGCGAACCUCUCCCGAUUCACUCAGGAAAGGUGAGGAAACAACAGGUUUUUUUAGGCGAGUGUCACCUGCAAGAACAUCACCUUCCUCACCCACUAGUGAGAAAAGGCUCCCGAGCCCACCACUCCCUCACAGACUCAAUAGUCAGGCUUCUUCCCCUACUAUUUCACGGCAGCCUAGUCCUCCAGCAAACCACAGGGUUUCAAGCCCUCCAGUCCAAAGGAAGCUGCCUUCACCACCAACCCAACAAAACCUUUCUAGCCCUCCAGUGCCACGCAAACAGCAGAGCCCCCCAACCCGACGGAAGGGAUCCAGUUCUCCAGCUCACCGCAGAGAGGCAAGCUCACCUCCUUUCUCAGCUACACCUUCCCCACCUGCUUCUCCCUCUCGGUUACAGAAAGGAUUACAAAACAAUAUUGACUCUGGUGAUGAGCAGCAACUUGCUUCCCCAAAGAUUGUCAGCAAUGCACACUCUAUAUUUUGUCCAGCCUCAUCCUCUUUAUUUGAAGCCAAGCCAGUGUUGUCACCACAGGGCCUCACAUCAGAGGCUGUUACAAACCAUCCUAAAGUGUCAGCAUUUCCACGGAGAAACAGCGCACAGCUCAGGCAAUAUGGGGACCUGCAGAGAAAAUCAGCAUUUGGUGCCACUAUUCCCCAGCCUUUUGUUAAAAGGAGCUUCUCUGACCGGAGACCAGGAUUCCCAGUUCCGAUACCAUCCUUUGCUGCACCUGGUGGUGAGCCUGUGCUUAGCCAAAUAAGCCUGGAAGAUAGCUCCCAAAGAGGAGGGGAAGGUUUCCCAGAUGGCAAAUCAUUUCCUCAUUCUCAACUCUACAUUGUGGGCCAAGGACUCCAUAAAGACUGAAUGGAGAUGGCAAGCUUGAGUGGUGGAGUCUUCAGCCCAGGAUUGACAAUCUUUGUAUAUAGCCGUUCAUAUAUAGAGGCCAUGCCUCUUAAUGGAUAUUGUUAGGAGCAUUAUGCUAUCCUUUUUAGACUGCAUUUGAUCAUUGGAAAGUUCUGAAAUUCAGUUUGGGCAGUUCUCUACUCAAAAAUAUAAGACUAUGUAUGAACCAGGACCCAAAAGGCAAUUCUGAUUGUGUUGAACUGCAGAAAACUUGUGAACCACAAGAAAGUGUCACCAGAGUGAAAUGUUGGGAUAUUCUUGAAUGAAUGAUUCAAUUUAAGCAAAAGAGGCAAAGGCAAGACAAAUAAGCCCAUAUUCUAAGAUAAUAUUGUCAUUGGUUGCAGCAGUGUGUGUGUGUGUUAAAGCAGGACUGGGACUCUCAUAGUCCCCUCAAAGUGUGGACUGUGUUCUUAAUUUCAGGAAUGACUUCUGUUUCCAAAUGAAAGUGAGUAAUACAGACAUUUGUAGUAUUGGAGCAGUAAACCCAGAGCAGAUCUUGUGCCCAAUAUAAUUAAGUUUGUAAAUAUUUGCUUAUUUUAUUCCUGUAUGCUAAUUAUUUGCAACUAUUCCCCACACACCUUGAGAUGUUUUCUUAAAAAAAUGUUGUGCAAAAAGAUUUUUUUCUGCAGAAAAGCCCAUUAGGAUUCAUGUAUUUUUUCCCCAGUAAACACAUUUCUGCUCAGAAAACACUACAAUAUUCUAUCUUUGUCUUUUGGAUACAAAUGAUUAAAGUUAAGUAAUAGCUAAGUAUAUUAUAACUGAUCAUGCAGUUUAUUUGCACAGAGCUUUCAGCGGUCUUAUUAACAUGUAUGGGAAUGAGAAUAAACAGCCAAUGAUAAAUCAUGUUAAUGUAUUGACACAUAUUAAUUAAUUAUAAUGCCUAUUAAAUAUGACUCUUUUUGCAAAAAAAAAAAAAAAUUCUCCCAGCGGAUGAAAUAAGUACCCUGUAAAUUAAUUGUUUUCAUACCUCUGUAAAGUUUCAUUCAGAUUAGAGCAAAUGUGUCACAUAAAGGGAACUGUUUAGAAGCACUAAAAUGUUUUUUUUAGAGUGGACUCAGAAUACAGUGAAGCAAAUACAUCUGUUAUCCUGUUCUUCUCUUCCAUAAUUAAUUGUAUUAACAUUGAGAUGAUUGAGAAUGAUAUGUUGAAGAAAGAACAGAAAUCCUUUUCAUUAAAAUAUAUGACUUGUAUGUAUAUUAUUUGUUUAUGAUAUAUGGCUUACACGCAACAUACCAGCUGGAUAAUACACACUCGGUGGUGAUAAUGAGUAUGGCAAGCUAAUAUACUUGGAGGGCCAUUGCAGAAGAUUGAUUUUACAAGUAAUGAAAAACUGUAAUGUGUAGGCAUUGUAGUUUAUUACUUGCCUGUUUUCAGAGAACGGUAAUCAAUAUACACGUGGUUUCCCUUUUUUUGUUCCAAUCUGUUUUAUAUGUUUGGAGCUUUUAAAAAAUGUAAUAUUUAAAAGGUUGUUUUACACAGCUCUUUAUAUACAUAUUGUGAAUACUGCUUUAAUUUAUUCCAUUUUGGUAUAUUUCUGAAUCCAAAUCACUUUCUUGGUCUUUGGAAUUACAUUCAUUUACUGUUUUUAAUGCACUCUGAGAAAUUUUGUGAUUCAAUAAACAUGCUUUUCUAUAAGAUCACACUUUUAGACUGCAUUUGUAUUUGUUUAAUUUUGAGCCAUGAGAUCAACAGAGCAGAUAGGCUAUUGAUGUUAAAGAUGUAAAAUACAUAGGCUGGAAUUCACUAUUGCGGUUACAGGUCUGUAACGUAGAAUUAUGCAUUUAUGUAUUCACAAUUGUGGCACUAUUAUCAUAAAAGUCCCACAAUCUUACUUUAUCAAACAACUGCUGUGAACAG
Molecule: messenger RNA, 6262 nt
Organism: Anolis carolinensis (green anole)
Lineage: Eukaryota; Metazoa; Chordata; Lepidosauria; Squamata; Anolidae
Gene: pcare
Product: photoreceptor cilium actin regulator
Exons: 2
Coding region: 497-4366 (1289 amino acids)
Biological process (GO): protein localization to photoreceptor outer segment; photoreceptor cell outer segment organization
Cellular component (GO): photoreceptor inner segment; photoreceptor outer segment
Source: RefSeq, a predicted model, not a curated record